This is a messenger RNA of Arachis stenosperma, 1095 nucleotides long. RefSeq names its product CASP-like protein ARALYDRAFT_485429. Gene Ontology annotation, cellular component: membrane. NCBI's taxonomy places the organism in Eukaryota, Viridiplantae, Streptophyta, Magnoliopsida, Fabales, Fabaceae. The record is from RefSeq and is a predicted model, not a curated record. The transcript has 4 exons. The coding region runs from base 97 to 558 and encodes 153 amino acids.
CUAUUCCAUGAUUCCACUUUUGUCUGUCACUCUCUUUUGCAACUCACCGUUCCACUUAAUUGUAUGGGUAUGCAGAGAAGAAGAUAAGUGGUGCGAAUGAUGGAGGAAGUGGCAGGGGCGUUUGGCAGCAGCGCCAGCUUCGCCCUCCGCUUGGGGCAGACCGUCUUCUCCUCCGCCUCCCUUCUAUUCAUGUGCUUUGGCGUCGAUUUCUACUCAUACACCGCUUUCUGCUAUUUGGUGACAGUCAUGGGUUUGGUAAUUCCAUGGAGCGUAACAUUGUUAGUAGUAGAUGCUUACUCCGUCUUCAUAAAAGACCUACAAAUUCAGCAAAGGAUUGUAAUGAUAAUCUUUCUGGGAGACAUGGUUUUAUCGUAUCUCUCGCUGGCUGCAGCAUGCUCUACAGCGAGUGUCGCGGAUCUUCUGCUUGAAGCUGGUGGAUCCCUUUGCCCUGCAAGACUAUGUGGUAGAUAUCAAAUGUCUGCUGCUAUGGCCUUUUUGUCUUGGUUUCUUUCAUCAGCUUCCUGUCUUUUCAAUUUUUGGCUCUUCUCUUCUCUGUAAAAUACAUAGCUCACUGUUGAUAUAUGUGUAAAUGAAUGCAAAGGGUGUGAAUGUGAAUGACAAAGUCAUUUGCUUUUUAAGUACAUAUUUUUUGAAAUUUCCUUGUGAAUAAAAUUCUGGCGACUAUAGUCAACAAUGUAAUAACUGCUCUUUCAGCAGGGCAAGGGAAAAAUACUAAAGGUUUAUUUCUUGGUUCUCAACUGCUUCCAGCUUUUCUUCCCAGUUUUUUGCUGUUUUACCAAGUUACUUGGGAAAAGUUGGUUGAAAAUCUGAAUGAUUUAUGUAGCAUGGUACUAUAAGUUCCACUGUUCCAAACUGUGUGUACUGUGCCUGCGAUAAUCUGGCGCAACAUCUGUAACAUUCAUUUGGUGCUUAUGCAAUGUGAAGAGUUCUAUUCUAUAUUGUUUCUUUAUGACGUUUGGAGUCACUUUUAUUUCAUCCUUAGGGGGAUUUGAGGGAGCUUGAUCCUUAAGAAUUAAACUUGACUCCAUUCGAAUGACUAAAACACUGGUUAUCAUUUGAGACACUGUCUAAUUC